AUGGGCAUUCACCGCGACGGGACAUCCCUUGGUCUUUCUCCGUUCGAUACGGAAAUUCGAAGGCGUCUUUGGUGGAUGAUUGUCUUCAUCGACUGUCGCACAUCUGAUUUCUCGGGCACAAGGCCAUCUAAGGAUCUUUUUCUCAGUGAUACCAAGAAACCCCUCAAUGUCGAAGAUGAAGACCUCAAGCCUGGCAUGGUCAAGCAACCACCAGAGCGCACCGGUAUCACAUCCGUUGUGCUUUCUUUGAUAAGAUUUGAUAUUGUGGAUUUCCGUCGAAUCCCCUUCUCGUCAGUGCUUGCUAGGUCGGCAAUAUGUAAGAUGAACCUAUACGCCUACAACCCACGCCAGUUCGCCAACUGCGGCGCCAAAGUCCCCCAAAGAGCACGAGACAUAAUAUUCACCAACGGAAUGAAACUGCUAGAGUACGGCAAACUAUUACAUAGAGAUCCAAAUUUCCGGAAAUUUUCAAGGCAAACAAGCUCGGGUUAUAUAUGGGACACGCUGCUCUAUGUGCCCAUCGAAGCGCGCAAUCGCAAGAUAGGGCCGGAUGUCGAUCGUGCGUGGAAGCUGAUAGGCAAAGCAUUCGAAAAUUAUCCACUGAUUUUUGCCCAGCCAGAGGCGCUGUACGCAGCGCUGGCUAACUGGACUCUGCAGGUAUGGGAUGACUGCGUCGCAGCGAGGAAUGCGGAGGGGAUUCCGGAACCACCGACGCCAUAUUAUAUUGAAGCGCUUCGUCGUUGUCGAACACCCGCUGGGUCUUCAUCGAAGCCAGAGGCCGUAACAAACCUCGAGGAGGCGAUGGGGAGCUCGGUUGGUAAUGAUAAACCCCAACCGCGGAGGCAUUACGGCAACUUUAGCGUUGGUUUCGAACCUAUUGAGUCGUAUGAUUUCUCAAGUAUCCUGUCUUUGACGUGGAACCAAAUGAAUGGGCGCAGUGGGAGCGUUUGCUGUCUGCACAGGGAAUGUAGCUGA
Messenger RNA from Pseudogymnoascus destructans, 975 nucleotides. RefSeq lists its product as uncharacterized. The transcript has a single exon. The record is from RefSeq and is a predicted model, not a curated record. Gene Ontology annotation, biological process: DNA-templated transcription. The coding region runs from base 1 to 975 and encodes 324 amino acids. NCBI's taxonomy places the organism in Eukaryota, Fungi, Ascomycota, Leotiomycetes, Thelebolales, Thelebolaceae. Gene Ontology annotation, molecular function: DNA binding; zinc ion binding.